Molecule: messenger RNA, 1002 nt
Organism: Chrysochloris asiatica (Cape golden mole)
Lineage: Eukaryota; Metazoa; Chordata; Mammalia; Afrosoricida; Chrysochloridae
Gene: SUGT1
Product: SGT1, suppressor of G2 allele of SKP1 (S. cerevisiae)
Exons: 13
Coding region: 1-1002 (333 amino acids)
Biological process (GO): protein stabilization
Molecular function (GO): protein-folding chaperone binding
Source: RefSeq, a predicted model, not a curated record
AUGGCGGCGGCUGCAGCAGGAUCUGCAACACCCCAGAGGUUUUUCCGGAGCCUCACAGAUGCUCUGAUCGAGGAGGACCCCCAGGCGGCGUUAGAGGAGCUGACUGAGGCUUUGGAACAGAAACCAGACAAUGCACAGUAUUAUUGCCAAAGAGCUUAUUGUCACAUUCUUCUUGGAAAUUACUGUGAUGCUGUUGCUGAUGCAAACAAGUCUCUCAAACUUAAUCCAAAUAAUUCUGCUGCUAUGCUGAGGAAAGGGAUUUCUGAGUACCAUGAAAAAAACUACGUGGCUGCUUUAGAGACUUUUACAGAAGGACAGAAAUUAGACAGUAAGAAUGGUAAUUUCAUUGUCUGGAUUAAAAGGUGUCAAGAAGCUCAAAAUGGAUCCGAAUCUGAAAAGCCAACUCAUCAGCCAAAAAUCAAGUAUGACUGGUAUCAAACAGAAUCUCAAGUAAUCAUUACACUUAUGAUUAAGAAUGUUCAGAAGAAUGAUGUAUAUGUGGAAUUUUCAGAAACAGAGUUGUCUGCUUUGGUGAAACUUCCUUCUGGAGAGGAUUACAGUUUGAAACUAAGACUUCUUCAUCCUGUAAUACCAGAACAAAGCACAUUUAAAGUACUUUCAACAAAGAUUGAAAUUAAAAUGAAAAAGCCAGAGGCUGUGAGAUGGGAAAAGCUAGAGGGGCAAGGAGAUGAGCCUAAGCCAAAACAGUUCAUAGCAGAUGUAAAGAAUUCAUAUCCAUCAUCAUCUCAUUAUACAAGAAACUGGGAUAAAUUGGUUGGCGAAAUCAAAGAAGAAGAAAAAAAUGAGAAGUUGGAGGGAGAUGCAGCUUUAAACAAAUUGUUUCAGCAGAUCUAUUCAGAUGGUUCUGAUGAAGUGAAGCGUGCCAUGAACAAAUCAUUUAUGGAAUCUGGUGGCACAGUUUUGAGUACCAACUGGUCUGAUGUAGGUAAAAGGAAAGUUGAAAUCAAUCCUCCUGAUGAUAUGGAAUGGAAAAAGUACUAA